Messenger RNA from Liolophura sinensis, 1113 nucleotides. RefSeq lists its product as uncharacterized. Lineage: Eukaryota; Metazoa; Mollusca; Polyplacophora; Chitonida; Chitonidae. Bases 246 to 860 code for a protein of 204 amino acids. The record is from RefSeq and is a predicted model, not a curated record. The transcript is spliced from 2 exons.
UAACAAAGCAGGCGGGGAUUCUAAUGAAUUAAACAUGUAACGAUUCGGAAUUCAUGGCCGACUGUCACUGACAUUCGUCUGGAAGGUGUUACAGUGUAUACUAGGCCACACUUUGAGCUGUUCGUUGAGUUGUUGAUAGCACGGACAAGGGAUUGGACAAUUCUAAAUGUGUUUAUACUGGGCUAGUUGUUCAAAUCCAUUCUUGAUUUUUGUGAACCCGAGACAAAGGGUUAUAUGACAUUGUCAUGGCUGACAGUCUAUAUACCUCAGAGCGAUUGUGCAAGGUGAUCACACAGAAUUUCAGAGAGGAUAUCGAACUGAAACAAAGACUGAGAGCACUUGAAGGAAAAAGACGUCAGGCUUUGGUGCGGAUUAUUCUGAAAACUCUAGAAAUCGAGAGAGAUAUCGGACCCUUGCUACUUCCGGGUGUGUCAAAGUCUGCUAUCCGUGCUUAUCGCCGGUAUAACAAAAGACCAGCAGACCACUCGAGUUCAUCUGGCGACAGUAAAAAAAUUGUGGACAGACGAGCUAUCAACGAGAAAAGUUACCAGGAGCUGAUCGAAUACAGGUUCGCCCAAAUCAGGGCAAAUACGAACAACGAUCCCGACAGCGUUACCUUCCUUAGAACCCGCUCUGCGUUCAACUCACUACGACUACCAGACAUCUACAGCGCCAAAAGAAUGACAGAGAGCUCAGAAAAACAGCCUAUACCGGAGAUGACCAGGGGCUCACAGAAGUUCAUCUUGGCAGUAGCCUCACGGUCUGGUCAACCACGGAGAGCACCACAGACCGGAUGUACUUCGUCUGGGUUCACUAACGGGCGUCCGACCACUGUAGACUUCACACGAAAACUAAAUUGACUCCUUUUUCUUUGGUUGUAAACAUGUAAAUCGAUUCCUCCAAGUUACUAGUAUAGCGCAUGCAUGACGUCCAGUGACGUCUUCUAUAUCCUUUUCUGGCACGUUUGUCAUUGGUUAGAAAGUGUCAGUUACACAUGAAAGCAGUAUUGUUUAAUUGUCGUGAUGUACAUUGACGUGGUAUCUCAACCGUUGGCUUUCUACAAAUACCAUUAAUUGUCUAAUUUUCAUGAGAUAUCAUUCACAUUGAAUAAAC